This is a messenger RNA of Rhizophagus irregularis DAOM 181602=DAOM 197198, 1025 nucleotides long. RefSeq names its product GTP-binding protein. The record is from RefSeq and is a predicted model, not a curated record. Lineage: Eukaryota; Fungi; Glomeromycota; Glomeromycetes; Glomerales; Glomeraceae. Gene Ontology annotation, molecular function: GTP binding; GDP binding; GTPase activity. Gene Ontology annotation, biological process: small GTPase-mediated signal transduction. Gene Ontology annotation, cellular component: plasma membrane.
UUUGCUUGCUCAAUUGCAAGUUUCAUAAAAUGCAAAUCAUCUUUUAACAAUAAAAAAAAAUUAAAACAAAUAGAUCAUCAUGCCAAUAAUAUGUGAUCUACAAUUUAUGAUUUACUUCUUUCAAAUAGGAAGUUUUUUGCAACAUGACUAGCAAUUCUCCUAAACCAAGAACCAUUGCAGUAUUGGGUUCUCGAGCUGUCGGUAAGUCCUCGUUGACCAUUCAAUUUGUGGAAAACCAUUUUGUCGACUCUUAUUAUCCCACUAUCGAAAACACGUUUAAUAAAGUCAUACGGUAUAGAGGGCAGGAAAUUGCAGCAGAAAUCAUUGAUACUGCAGGACAGGAUGAACAUUCAAUUUUGAAUUCCGCUCAUGCGGUAGGAAUUCAUGGUUAUAUUCUGGUAUAUUCAGUUACAUCUCGACAAAGUUUUGAAAUGGUCAAAAUUGUUCGAGAUAAAAUCCUGAAUUACACAGGGACUGAAUCAGUGCCAAUGGUUUUAGUUGGAAACAAAACCGAUUUACACUUGCAAAGGCAAUUAUCUUAUGAAGAAGGAAAAGAAUUGUCUCAACAAUGGGGUUGUUCUUGGAUUGAGGCGUCAGCGAAGCAUAAUGAAAAUAUAACUAAAAUUUUUGAACUCAUGAUAAGUGAAAUUGAAAAGUCACUAAACCCCAAUGGAGAAGAAAGUGGUGGAUGUAUUAUUCUCUGAUUUUUAAAAUUCUUACUAGAAUUCGCAUAAAUUCACUUUGAUAUUGUAUUAUUAUUAUAUUAUUAUUGAAUUAUAUAUCUAGUUACUUUUUAAUAUAUUUUAUUAGGUGGCUGCAGGGUAAGGCUUAUUAUUAUGGUGGGUUUAUAAUGUGAAUAAAAUGUUUAAAAAGUAUGUGAACAUAGAUAGAUGAAACCAAAUUGAUUGAGAAAUUUUUUUAAUUAAUAAAAUUAAUCAUUUUUGUACUUUAUAUGCAUGUACAAUAAUUAUAGUAGCAACUUUAUUACCAAUAAAAAACCAGAAAUUUCUUAAUAGAUCACCUAA